Messenger RNA from Schistocerca serialis cubense, 618 nucleotides. RefSeq lists its product as uncharacterized. Bases 1 to 618 code for a protein of 205 amino acids. Gene Ontology annotation, biological process: sensory perception of taste. The record is from RefSeq and is a predicted model, not a curated record. NCBI's taxonomy places the organism in Eukaryota, Metazoa, Arthropoda, Insecta, Orthoptera, Acrididae. Gene Ontology annotation, cellular component: axon; dendrite; membrane. The transcript has a single exon.
AUGUUGGAAGUGUGGGCUGGAUUCAAAGCACUGAACAGUAGCAUUAUACAGACAGUAGUGCCAAGAAUCGACUCGUGUGUGGUGGGUACACUUCUGGGUCUCUCAAGGUCACCAGCUACUACAUCCAGCAAUUUCCAAGACCUGCGACAGGCACAUCUGUUACUUCAUUGGGCUGCGGAAGUUCUGCAGAAUCAUUUCGGAAUGACGGUAGUUCUAGACCUCACUUUUUCAAUUUCUGGAAUCAUCUGCAGCUCGUACGAGGUAAUUGCCGCUAUCAGCCGCCAGGAAGAGGCGGGAAACAUCCUGUACGAAGGGGCUACGCGCGUGUCUCUGGUGUGGCUGGUGCUGCACGCGUGGAAGUUGGCGGCGCUGACGCUGAGCUGCUCGGCGGUUUCCGCAGAGGCGGCAGCUACGCAGCUGCUGCUGCAGAGGGCGGUCGGCCUCCACAGCAGGUCGGGUCCCCAGCUGGGGUCGCUGCUGCAGCUGGUCGCCCUCAGUCCGCAGCUGCGCUUCACCGCCGGCGGGAUCGUCACCGUCGGCCGCAGCCUGCUGGUGUCUGCCCUGGCUGCGGCAGUCACGUACCUCGUCUUACUGACUCAGUUCAGUGGGAACUGCUGA